Alligator mississippiensis (American alligator) is the source of this 5232-nucleotide messenger RNA. RefSeq names its product acyl-coenzyme A amino acid N-acyltransferase 1. Gene Ontology annotation, biological process: fatty acid metabolic process; acyl-CoA metabolic process. The coding region runs from base 163 to 1425 and encodes 420 amino acids. NCBI's taxonomy places the organism in Eukaryota, Metazoa, Chordata, Crocodylia, Alligatoridae. Gene Ontology annotation, molecular function: fatty acyl-CoA hydrolase activity. Gene Ontology annotation, cellular component: peroxisome. The transcript is spliced from 4 exons. The record is from RefSeq and is a predicted model, not a curated record.
UUUAUCCUCUGCUUCCUGAACUCUGGCAGAAGCGUAGGCGGUUGAAACACUGCUGAUCUUUGCUGAAAAGCUCUCAGGAACAGUGUACACUCUUUGCUCAGAAGCAGCUUGACCCUCUCUGACUCGAGAGAAAUCUGGAGUCCUCAGAGCUCUGCUUUGGCAAUGGCUAAGCUCACAGUCACCCCAAGGACAUCCCUUGUUGAUGAACCAGUGAAAAUCCAUGUCUCUGGUUUGGCUCCCUCUAAGCUGGUGACCCUCCAAGCCUCUUUGACAGAUGAGAAGGGGGUGCUCUUCCAGUCCAGAGCUUUCUACCAGUCCAGUGAGUCUGGUGAGGUUGAUUUGGAGCAAGCUGCUGCUCUGGGAGGAGAUUAUGCUGGCGUGCACCCCAUGGGUCUCUUCCAGUUCUUGAAACCGGAAAAGAUGUUUCACAGGUUGAUGAAACGAGAUGUGAUGCAGAGUCCAUUCCACGUGCGCCUGGAUUUGUUCAGCUCAUUCCACUUGGUUUCCACACCCCAUGAUCAGCCUGUGACAAGCCAGACUGUGGAAAGAUGGCAUGUGGCACCGGGAGUCCAACGAAUCCUGAUCAGGGACGGCAGAGUGCGUGGGGCCCUCUUCCUCCCACCAGGAGAAGGUCCUUUCCCAGGGCUGAUUGACCUGUUCGGCGGUGUGGGUGGACUCAUUGAAUUUCGAGCCAGUCUUCUUGCCAGUCGUGGUUUCGCUGCGCUUGCCCUAGCAUACUUUGGUUAUGAAGACCUGCCUGAGAUUCUACUUGAGGUGGAUCUCGAAUACUUUGAGGAAGCCAUCAACGUCCUCUUGAGACACCCCAAGGUAGGAGGGCCAGGGGUUGGCUUGGUCUCAAUAUCCAAAGGUGCUGAGAUUGCACUGGCCAUGGCAUCAUUUUUGCCCAAGAUCAAAGCAGUAGUUUCCAUUAACUCAACCCAUGCCCUCCAUGGGAUGCCACUCCGCUACCGGAAUCUGCAUAUCAAUCCAAUCCCUUACAAGAUAGAAUAUAUCCGGUUCACACCCCUGGGACUGAUGGAACUCUCUAACAUGGUCAAUGUCAUUCACACUGAAGAAAGUCAAGAGAGCAUCCUACCUGUAGAAGAAGCUGAGGCCAAAAUCCUCUUCAUUGUGGGAGAGAAUGACAGGAACUACAACAGCAAAGCAUUUGCCGAGAAAGCGAUGGAGAGGAUGAGGAGGCAUGGAAGAAAGAACUACAGAAUGCUUUGCUAUCCAGGUGCUGGACACCUGAUUGAGCCGCCAGGGUCACCUUUCUGCCACCACUCAUGGAGCUUCUUUUUCUUCAGGCCUGUGGUAUGGGGAGGGGAACCCCAGUCCCAUGUUGCAGCACAGGAGCAUUCCUGGAAGGAGAUCCAGAAAUUCCUCUGGCAACACCUCCACCCAGCUGGAAGCAGCAGGCUUUGAAUACAGGGAGUCACAGACCAAGGAAUAUCUGUGCUCCUGCCUUCCACACACCCAAUCAAUAAAUACUGGGAAGAAGCUGUCAUUUGGCAGCUUCACUGCAUGGAGAUUCACCACACCAGGUAUUAAAGGCACUUCCAAUCACUUCACACAGGUAUCUUGUCUUGCAGGGUGACAGCUAAUAGCAGGUGAGAAUUGCAGCUGCAUUGACAAGGCAGAUUGCAUCCAAUAGGGAUGUGGGGGAUCUGUUCCAGCUCCCUCUAGUCAUAAGCUAGGAAGGGAUCUCAAGGGCCAUCUGCUGCCAUCCUCUGAUCAAAUGCAGGAAUGCCAUUCCUAAACUGUCCUCGACCAAAGCUUAUCCAAUCUCUUCUCUGAAAACCUCCUAUGGAGGAGAAUUCACAACCUCCCAAUACAGUCUAUUCCACUGCCUUACUAUAAUAACAGUAAGGAAGUUAUCCUGAGCUAUAAUCUUAACCUGUUUCACUGAAAUUUAAAGCCAUUGCUUCACAUCCUAUGCUCUGGACCAAGGGAGUUUUCUGUAUGGCAGCCUUUCUGGUCUUUGAAGACUUCUAUCAUUGAUGUCGUAUAUCUUGACUUCAAAAAAGCCUUUGAUCUGGUAUCCCAUGAUCACCUCCUAGCAAAACUGGCCAACUGUGGCCUUGGCUUCACCACGAUCCACUGGCUGGGAAAUUGGCUCCAUGGUCGGACCCAGAGGGUGGUGGUUGACGGAAGUCAAUCGUCAUGGUGUGCUGUGACCAGUGGGGUCCCACAAGGCUCUGUCCUUGGACCAACACUAUUCAACAUCUUCAUUAAUAAUGUGGACAUUGGUAUCAGAAGCGGACUGGCCAAGUUCGCCAAUGACACCAAACUCUGGGGUAAAGCAUCCAUACGUGAGGAAAGGACGGUAAUCCAGGCUGACCUUGACAGGCACAGAAAAUGGGCGGACGAGAACCUGAUGGUGUUUAACACCAAAAAAUACAAGGUCCUCCACCUUGGGAGAAAAAACCAGCAGCAUGCUUACAGGCUUGGCAGUGCUACAUUGGCUAGCACUACGGAUGAAAAGGACUUGGUGGUCAUGAUUGACCACAAUAUGAACAUGAGCCUUCAGUGUGAUGCUGUGGCUAGUAAAGCGAGCAAAACACUGGCUUGCAUCCAUAGAUGCUUCUCAAGUAAAUCCCGGGACGUCAUUCUCCCGUCAUAUUUGGCCCUGGUGAGGCCACAACUGGAGUACUGCAUCCAGUUUUGGGCUCCACAAUUUAAAAAGGAUGUGGAGAAGCUUGAGAGAGUCCAGAGGAGAGCCACACGCAUGAUCAGAAGUCAGGAAAACAGACCUUAUGAUGACAGGCUGAGAGCUAUGGGACUCUUCAGCCUGGAAAAGCACAGGCUCAGGGGUGAUCUGGUGGCUGCCUAUAAGUUUAUCAGGGGUGCUCACCAGGAUCUGGGGGAACUCCUGUUCACCAGAGCACCCCAGGGGAUGACAAGGUCAAAUGGUUAUAAACUCCUUCAUGACUGUUUCAGGCUGGACAUAAGGAAGAACGUCUUUACUGUCCAAGCCCCCAAGGUCUGGAGUAGACUGCUGCCAGAGGUGGUUGAAGCGCCUACUUUGAAUGCCUUCAAGAGAAAUUUGGAUGUUUAUCUCACUGGGAUCCUAUGACCUCUGCUGACUUCCUGCCCCUGGAGCAGGGGACUGGACUCAAUGAUCUUCUGAGGUCCCUUCCGGCCCUAAUGUCUAUGAAAUCUAUGAAAUUAUGUCCCCUUAAUUGCCUUUUCUGCAAGCACAGUUCUUUCAACUUUUCUAGUGAUGUUUGCCUUCUAGUCCCUUGAUUGGUUUUGUCACCUAAGUGUGGACCUUCUCUAAUUUCACAUCCUUAGAAGUGUUGAGCACAGAACUGCAUACAAUACUUUAGAUGAGGCCCAACCAGCACCAAGUAGAGUGGCACUAUCACCUGCCAUGUCUUACAUUUAUUACUGUUGUUGAUGCAGCCCAAAAUUGCAUUUGCUUUUUUUACAACUGUAUCGCAUUGGUAACUCAUAUUGAAUUAGUGAUCCACAAGAAUCCUAAGAUCUUUUCUCAGCAAUGCUGCCACCUGGCCAGUUACCAUCUAGUAAAUCAAUAAUAGUUGGAGUAGGUCCAUGCAUAUCUCUAGCUACAGUACAUUCAGUAAUUGUCACAGAUGUGUGACACGAGAGGCAGGUGACUUCUUUUUGUAAAGUUUCUUGCAACAUUUUUCCAGGUUUGCAGCUAUGACGAGCCCUACCUGGAGCUGUUUUCCUACAAGCAAACCCAUAUUUUUAGAAGUAGUGACAUUAUGCAAAGAUAUGUAGAAAUUAUGCAAAGACAUGUAGAUGUGACACCAAAACCAGACUUCAUCUGAGUGCAUCUGGAACUUGGCCCAGAUUUGCUAAGCCACAUUUGUGACUUUUAGUGACAUCAUGUUUCAGACUUAUUUUACUUGGUUUGGGGAAAUACUGUUAAAGUUUUGUAUGGCCUUAGACCUGCGAGAAGAGAGGUGCAGCAUAAACACUGAACUCUGCUAUUAGUGAUAUGUCCCAUUUUCCAUAAAUACAAACACUUAGUAAAAAUUCCAGAACUUAGAAAUAAGUACUAGAAAAAAAAAAUUUGUCCACUACAGUUUAACACCUGCCAGUUUUCUCCCUGUUGCCACAUAUAUCGAUUGUAUCUGCAUUCUUAAAAUCAUUAUACAUAUUUUUUGAUCAACACACAAGCUGAAAGCCAAGGUCUUGCUAGGAAAAUGUCAGCAGAGAUACUGCCAGUCUCCACACCAGUAAGAACAUGAAUUAAAGGGUCAUUUCAUUUUUUAAGAUAACUCACUGACUUAAAUAUGUUUGAAAGUACGUUGCAGACUAAAGUCUCCCAGAUGCAGAUAUGCAUAGCUCCCUGAAAGUUAAUGGCGAUGCACCCACCAGCUGUGAGUAUGAUACUACACAAAAAUGAUGCACUGACUGAUUGCCAAUGAAAAGAGCUCCAUGUUACUACUCACCACCCAAGUAUUUAAAAAAAAUUGUCAUUUUAUCCAACUGUCUUUUAAAAACAUCCGAUAGCACGAGACACUCAGGUGAGCUACCUGUCUGACUGAGAACAUUUUCGGGACAUAGUGCUUGUGGGUUUGAUUCAAGGGCAAAGUGGCACCACUUUAUUCCCAGCUCCUCAUGUAAAUUAACAUUAAGACAAGAAACAAAGGGCCCAACUUCCAUAAUUUCAAGUACAUGGGAACUUCAGAUCUUCUGCAAUUCAUGUCUAAAGCCCAUAUAUUUACAGGUAUUUAGGCCCUAAGAUCCCAUUCAAUAAAUGCAGAUUAGGCAUCUAAAUACCUUUAAAACCUGGCCUUAAGUCUCUUGAAAAUUAAAAGAAGCUGCUUAAUUCCUUCAUGGCUAGAUCCCUAGAAGUGUCUGUCUGCAGUACAGAGAGAGUCUGGAGACUCAGUGAAGCAGUGCCAAAAUACCUUUAAAUUCCCUUAAAAAAUCUGGGUCUAUGCAACCUUCCCUGUAGUAAGAGAUCAAGCUAGUCAUUAUGUGUAUCUGGGGUAUCUAUCCAUGUCCAUGCUCUGACAAUGGACAUGUGUUCACAGUGAAUGUGAAUAUAUAUCACAAGUGAACCUUUUCAAAGUGCUGCUGAUUGCAAACUGGCUCAUAAUUGUUGGAGGCCAAAGGGGUCCACAUAUGUAGUGCCCUGUUCUAUGCUUUGGGAGGGUCUGGAUGGGUGGGUGACUUGUGGCUGGGGCUGUUUGUACUUUUCUUUCUCUUCUCUCCUAAACAUGAGUUCAAUAAAGUUCAGUUGCCUGUACUUGA